This is a messenger RNA of Knipowitschia caucasica, 351 nucleotides long. The record is from the annotation of a GenBank genome assembly. NCBI's taxonomy places the organism in Eukaryota, Metazoa, Chordata, Actinopteri, Gobiiformes, Gobiidae.
AUGGAACAAACGCUUACCUCACUUAGUAGCAACGCAGAGGAGCUUCAGAAGUCCAUCACCGACCACUUUGGCUGUAAACUAAACAAAGGGUGUGUGGCGUGGUCCUGCCCUGAGCCAGACCCUCCUUGCCCCAUCCUCCACUGGUCCCAUCUGGGUGUGUUACUUGCUAAAGGGAAUUCCUGCAUCCUGGAGACUCAGGAAGCUCCGGACGCAGAGAGGAAGAGAAAGCACUUGACUGCAGCCAACAGCCGACUACAGCCCAGAGGAAACAGCCACUGUGCGCCUCCAAAGAAUCUUUUAUUGUCUCAAGUCACAGGCCGAAACAAGGAGAGGAAAAAGAAAACAUGUUAG